UAUAUCCGACAGCAGUGUAAGCAAUUCACAAUAAAUCAGAAACACAAUCCAUGGGUUUUUUAAAAUUUUUCCUAUGUAUUUGUGUACACGAUAAAAGGGAAUAGUCGCGACUGAUCAAUUGUGUUUGUAUCGUUAAAAAUAAAAUAUCACAUCUGAGGGUUCGCACGAAGCAAUCUAUUACGGUUCAAAUUGCUGCUUAGCAUUUGAAAUUAUUUCAAUACCUAGUUAGAGAGAAAUUCGUGGUAUAGACUCUAAUGAUAUGACAUCGACGAGAUGAGACAUCGUUUGUCGAAGGGCCCCAACUGCAUGUGACAGUUAUCGAAAUUACACGGAGUCUAAUGCAUCCCAGGUGGGGAAUUCUCAUCGUUAUUUUACUCCAGUGUUCGGUAGGAAGUGAUGAAGUCACUGCGAAAUUCACUGGAGACUAUUUCGACCGCCUCAUAAUUCGACAAAUCGUCGCUUUUGGAUGCUGGAGUGCUGAAGAGACUCUGGAAUUUUCGAGAUCACUGAUGAAAGAUGGCCGGUACCUGUCGUACAUCUCUAUUCAGAACAAUUUGGACAUGCAGAGAAUUUUGAAAGUGCAUUAUUAUAAAUUGGGAAUAUUUCUGGACUUGGAUUGCUCAGGGAGUGAAACAAUAUUUCAUCAGUUUCAAAGUCAACACUUACGUCACAAUGAGUCAUAUUUUUGGCUGAUGCUCACGAUCAAGUCCGAGCUGCCCAAAUAUUUUGAACAUCUUCCUUUGAAUAUCGCAACGGAGAUGACAGCAGCAUUGAGGACACCUGAUGGAGAACACACACUUUACGAUGUUUACAAUCCUAGUUAUCGACAUGGAGGCAACUUAAAUGUCACUCUCAUGGGAUACUGGAAUGUUGAAAAUGGUUUAAACAUUCAGUUGACGCAGUAUAAAUACAAACGCCGUGGUAAUCUUUACGGUCUUGGUCUCAAUGCCUCGAUUGCAAUUGAUCAUCCAACAGUUCCUGACUAUGAAACCUACAUUCACAAUCCAAUAAAUCCUCAUUACGACACGAUGCAUCGAUAUAAUUUCGCUCUAACUCGACAACUGAGAGAUUACUACAAUUUCACAAUGAAUUUAUCGAGGGGCACAACAUGGGGGUACCUAAUCAACGGAUCGUUCAAUGGAAUAAUUGGAGACAUGAUUAAAGGAAUUGUUGAUUUUGGUGCGACACCUUUUCAAUUUAAACCUGAAAGAAUAGAUGUUAUUGAAUACACCGUCCAAGGGUGGUUGGCAAGGCCCUGCAUUCUCUUCCGUCAUCCAAAGAAGAAUAAUUUGAGCAAUCCCUUCCUCAAACCCUUCGAGAUGAAACUCUGGUACUGGAUCGCAGUAUUUGGUGUUAUACUCUGGGGUUUUCUCUAUUUAACUGUGAAAAUAGAAAAUAAAUUUGAUCCUCGAACACCUAGUAACACUCUUGAUACUCACCCAGCAUCGGAAACGAUACUAAUAGCUGCUGCAGCCAUCUGCCAACAAGGAUUGAGUGAUGGUCCUCGUUGUUAUUCUGGACGCAUUACCUUCUUAUCUCUCUUCUUCUGGGGUCUCUUGCUGUAUCAGUUCUACUCUGCCAGCAUCGUAGGAUCAUUGUUAUCAGAAACAUCCAAUUGGAUAACAACGCUGCAGGAUAUCGUCGACAGCAAUCUGGAAGUUGGGAUUGAAGAUAUGGCAUACAACCACGAUUUUUUCGCAACAUCAACAGAUCCUGUCGUCCUGGAGCUUUACCGUAAGAAAAUAGCAGUCAGCCCGAAGCGGAAGGCAGAGCCAUAUUUCUCAGCUGAGGAAGGUAUUAAACUGAUGCAGAAGGGUGGCUUUGCCUUUCAAGUGGAUGUCGCCACAGCUUACAAAUUCAUCGAAGAAACCUUCACUGAUGACGAGAUUUGUGACCUAGUUGAGAUUCAGCUAAUGGCACCGAAACACACGGCCACUGGAACAGCAAAACAUUCUCCAUUCAAGAAGAUGAUUACUUAUGGAUUGCGACUCGUGAUGGAGCGAGGUACACCCCAGCGUUUGCUAAACAUUUGGAUGCAUCGGAGGCCCCGAUGUCCAGAGAGUCAUAAAGCAAAUCCUCUUCCCGUCGUCCUAACCGAAUUCAGUCCUGCUUUAUUUCUUCUCACCAGUGGUAUCAUGUUUGCAAUGAUGAUGAUGACUAUUGAGAUGUUUUUCUUGCGUUAUUUACAUCCAUCAAAUCUAAAAUCUGAAGAUGAGGUUGACUCUGUCGCGACAGUCGACAGUGGAAUCGACAAGAUUUACAUUGAUGAUCCAGACAGAUAAACUGGGUUGAAGUUGAAAAGCUCCUGUUUGGGACUGUUCCCAACAAAGGAAUUCGAACUGGUGUUUUAGCAAAUUAAUAGAAAUUAUAACCACAUUAAUAAUAUUCACAUUUAUAAUUAUCAGAUUGUUAUCGUGAUCAUAUUUGCAUGUUGUUUCAUAUGCAAUAUUAAU
Messenger RNA from Fopius arisanus, 2453 nucleotides. RefSeq names its product glutamate receptor-like. The record is from RefSeq and is a predicted model, not a curated record. The transcript is spliced from 10 exons. Bases 339 to 2282 code for a protein of 647 amino acids. Gene Ontology annotation, molecular function: ligand-gated monoatomic ion channel activity. Gene Ontology annotation, cellular component: membrane. Lineage: Eukaryota; Metazoa; Arthropoda; Insecta; Hymenoptera; Braconidae.